Molecule: messenger RNA, 6275 nt
Organism: Lethenteron reissneri (Far Eastern brook lamprey)
Lineage: Eukaryota; Metazoa; Chordata; Hyperoartia; Petromyzontiformes; Petromyzontidae
Product: serine/threonine-protein kinase 38-like
Biological process (GO): protein phosphorylation
Molecular function (GO): protein serine/threonine kinase activity; ATP binding
Source: RefSeq, a predicted model, not a curated record
CGAGGGUGUUCCGGGCGAGCGAGGCGGCGGCGGCGGUGGUUGCGGUGGUGGCGGUGGCGGCGACAGCGCGGGCGAGGUGUUCGGGAGAUCCUUUUCGUUGUCUCCCUCGCUGAUUAACCGAGCGAACACGAGGAGCAAAACGUCUUUAUAGACGCAGCCGCGACUGAAGCGGCGGGUUGCUAUGGCGAUGACGGGCGCGAGCAUCCCGAUGAGCGUGCACACGCAGGACAAGGUGACGCGCACCAAGGUGACGCUGGAGAACUACUACUGCAACCUGCAGGCCCAGCAUGAGGAGCGAGAGACGCGGCAGAAAAACCUCGAGCGGGUUAUGGACGAAGAGGGCUUGACAGAUGACGAGAAGGACACAAAACGCAAGCACCACGCACGCAAGGAGACGGAGUUCCUGCGGCUCAAGCGGACGAGGCUCGGCCUCGAAGACUUCGAGUCCCUCAAGGUCAUAGGGCGCGGAGCCUUCGGCGAGGUGCGGCUGGUCCAGAAGAAGGACACGGGCCACAUCUACGCAAUGAAGGUGCUGCGCAAGGCCGACAUGCUGGAGAAGGAGCAGGUGGCUCACAUCCGAGCAGAGCGGGACAUCCUGGUGGAAGCAGACAACCUGUGGGUGGUGAAGAUGUUCUACAGCUUCCAGGAUCCUAAAAACCUCUACCUCAUCAUGGAGUUUCUCCCGGGCGGCGACAUGAUGACGCUGCUGAUGAAGAAGGACACGCUGACGGAGGAGGAGACGCAGUUCUACAUCGCCGAGUCGAUACUGGCCAUCGACUCGAUCCACCAGCUGGGCUUCAUCCACCGUGACAUCAAGCCCGACAACCUGCUGCUCGACAGCAAGGGUCACGUGAAGCUGUCGGACUUUGGGUUAUGCACAGGCCUCAAGAAGGCUCACCGCACCGAGUUCUACCGGGACCUCACGCAGGCACAGCCCAGUGACUUCAGUACCUCUUCCAAGCCCAUGAACUCAAAGAGAAAAGCGGAAACUUGGAAGAAAAACCGGCGGCAGCUGGCUUACUCUACGGUGGGCACGCCAGACUACAUCGCCCCGGAAGUGUUCCUGCAGACAGGAUACAACAAGCUGUGCGAUUGGUGGUCACUUGGGGUCAUCAUGUUUGAGAUGCUCAUCGGGUACCCUCCGUUUUGCUCCGAGUCGCCCCAGGAGACGUAUCGCAAGGUGAUGCACUGGAGAGAGACGCUGGUGUUUCCGCCUGAAGUGCCUAUAUCCGAGAAGUCUAGAGACCUCAUCCUCAGGUUUUGCUGCGAGGCAGAGAACAGGGUCGGGGCGAACGGGGUGGAGGAGAUAAAGACGCAUGCCUUCUUCGAGGGCGUGGACUGGGAGCACAUGAGGGAGCGACCAGCAGCCAUCCCCAUCGAGAUCAAGAGCAUCGACGACACCUCCAACUUUGACGAGUUCCCCGAGUCGGACCUGCUGCAGACCACCGGAGGAAACGAGCAGACGACGGAUGCGGAGAGCAAGUACAAGGACUGGGUGUUUAUCAACUACACGUACAAGCGCUUCGAGGGGCUCACGCAGCGCGGACCCAUCCCCUCCUCCAUGAAGCAGCACAAAGUGUGACGCCCUCCCCGGCUCUCGCGCACACAACGGACCGAGAUCAAGAUCCCCCGCGUAACUUACACAGGUUUUUGGGGACAAGUGCUGUGUUAGCGAGCACCUAAUGAAGGCCGGCACGAUGUACGAGUUGGUGUGUGGUGGUGGUGGUGUCAGAACCACGCCCGGCUGCCUUAAUCUCCCUCGUGGUGAUGUUUUACGCACUGCACCAUGUAGUCAUUUAACAACCUAGGGGGUAGGUGUCGCACCGAGUUCAGAUAUUCAACACUGAUGUUAGCCGUGGCCAGUAAUCAAACUCGGGUUGCCGUGUUCGUAGCUCUGUGCGAUAGUCACUCCGCCACUACCCAGCGUGGUGUUGACCACACCACCCUCUCGUGCGCCGUGCCGGCCUUCGUAGAUGCUCUUCAACAGCACUUCCCCCAACAGCCUGUGUGUCUUAUCUGGCGGAUCUUUGUGAUCCGCUCUCGCGUACGCACGCACAUGCACGCACAAAUGCACGCCCGCCCCUACGGAGACUCCUCCGCUGGCCCCCCGUUCGCCGCCACACUUUCACUCGUGUAAAGAAGAGAUGCGAAGAAAAGCGACGAGGUUGCAGAUGAACGCUCUGCUGAGAAGGGAGGAGGACGGACGUGUGUGCCUACGUUGCGCGGUAGCUGGGCUACGGAGAUUAUUUUUUUGAUUUGGUUUAAGUGCGUGUGUAUGUGCGUGCAUGUGCUCGGAUGGUCCUCCGCUGCGUAUCACAAAACAGAAGGAAAAGAAUGCUAAAUCAACGAUAACUAAUCCCCCCCCCGCACUUUUCAUGAUGGAUAUUUAAAGUGCUCGAGGGGUAUUUGGAUGACGCCGGUUGCUGCUGAUGGCGACCCUUUGAGAGUCUGAAAUCCGUUAUGCUGCUGCCGCUACUGCUGCUGUUACGUCAUAAUCAUGCGAACCAGGUUACCCACAAUGUUACAUAAGACGAGGGGAAACAAACUUGCACCGCUCGCCUCUAAAUGACUUGCAUUGGCAAACGCUGGCCUCCCGUGAAGUUUUCGAGGAACGGGAGGAUUGCCAAAACGCUUCUCGCUGGCUUUAAAGUCUGUGCGAUGCUCUGUCGUGCGAUGAACCGAGCCACGAGAUCGCUCUGGGGGCAUUGGAGCAAGUGAGUCGGCAAGCCGUUUCACUUUCAGACAAUUCCUGUGUGUGCAGACGAAUUACCGACCAUGAGUUUUGUUUUUAGGAAGGGGCACUAUUUGGGACUGCCGUUUUCCAAGCGAGUCCUGUUCCACUGAUUAUUUGGCUGACAUUUAAAGUCUGCGCUGCCCUCAUCCCCGACAAAGUACAUCUAUGACGAAUCAGCUAUUGAUACGUUAUUAUCUAUGUAUUUUAUUUUCUUUAACUGAGAACGGUGUAAGACUUUUGUGCUGUUAUGCUGAAAUGUGUACCAAAGCAUUUGUAGACGUGCCCCCCCCCCUUGCCCCCCCACCCCCCAUGUCUCCUCUAAUGAGAGUUAGGUUGAUCCCCUGUGCCAUGAAGGGAACGCCAGAUGAAUUUCCAGAACCAUAUUUUAAAGGGUGUAAUGUAUCCCAAGCAGCUGUUAGCAGGGCUUCCGUGAGAGGGGAACGUUCCACCGAGUGGUGUUGCCCUAUCAAUCGGAGCAGCGUGGGAGCCAAGGGGUCGUAGGAAUCCCUGGCGGUGAGGGUGGAUGAUUCUUCGGAAGGGAGUGCGUCUCGCCUGCUUCGAGCAUAACGCAUGGGUAGGGGAACCUUACCCUUACCGACGGCCGGAUAGAAUCCUUCAAACGCCUUUGGCGGGCAGCCACACGUGAACACACGACCUUGGCAUUAUACAAUAGGAGCGCAAAAAAGCAACGUGGCGUUCCCUGAGUAUAAUGAGGCCCAUGCAAUUGACAGAAGUCGCAGUGUUGCCAGAUCGCAAAUAAUUGUGGAUGAGCACCACACAUAAUGAAGUCGUGGGUAGUAUCUGUUCCCUGGGCGAUGGGUUUUUGAUCCCUGGUGCAACAACAUGCGGGUCAGCGUCCGCACGUAUAAUGAUGGGGGGGUGCGGCGGGGAUUGGACGUUCCAUUCUCCUGACCCAACAUCAUAACCUGCACCUAAUACGGAACUCUUCUCGCAGCUGCGGCAUGCACAGGUGGCGAUAUCCACCACGGAGCGGUCUAUCUGUCCGUAGGGGUGUUGGGCAGCAGGCUUGGGCGUUGACAUUCGAGGGUCGAGGGGGGCCUCUUGGUUGUGUCCGGUCCUUGUCGGUUGACUUGUGGACUUGUCCACAACAAUCAACGCAGAAUGCCUUAGGGUGUCAAAGCAUCGUCACCAAAAUCAUACCGAUUACAUGUUUUCGUUAAAUUCCAAAUGUGCACCCCCGCCUCCAACAUCUCAACUUGCUUAUUUUUUUGUUGUUAUUUGGAAACAUUUUGCUAAUAUGCAGAUCGGAGUUGCUGACUGCGACAGUGAGUGGUGUGACGUUUGUGGUAUAAAGGAGAAAUUAACUCUUGUCACGCCGUCGCGUGCAAGGGGUCAUGUGGAAGUCAAUUUUUUUCCUUUUGUUUAAGUAUAGCCGCGCUUCGGUAUUUUUGCAACGUGAACGCAUAAUCAUUUUAAAUUAGUGGGCGCGACAUGUGGCACAAUAGGUAUAUUGAUGAUUAUUUGGCUACACUUUAGAGACAUGCUUUCGCACAGGAUGAAUUCACUGGCUUCUUCAACUCGAGAGCACAUUUUACUGGAUAUAUACAUGUAAUUUGUCACCCAAAUAUAAUAACAAAGCAUGUUAUAUUUUCACCAAUGGGGGAGGCCUUCAUCAAUAAGUGGACAGCCCAUGGCUUCGUGAUGAUGAUAGACAGGCCUUCGUCUAGCAGUAGAUAAACCAUGGAUUGGCACCAUAUACAGAAUGUCAAACCAUCUACCAUUUUUCAGAGCAAGUUACAUUAAAUACGGAUGGACAAAUGGAAGAAAAUAUUCUAAGGUUGUUUGCGCUCGUGUUCAAACUUGUAAAGAAUGCUUUCGGAAGGGAGCGUGUUGGGAGUGGGAAUGACGUGGCUUGUGCAGUCUCAUUGAGUGGACUAAUCCAUUGACUCUUCUCGAUCCCGUGCCUGUCCAGAAGGCCCCUUAGUCAGGCCCUAACUUAAUCUUAUUUAAUUUAACUUAAAUGGGGUUCAUCUGAUAAUAUCUACCGAUGCUCAAUGAUGGUUGAAAUCAGACAGGACUGUCUUACUCUUUAAGCAAAAAAAAAUAAUACGAUGAAAUUCUCGUGUCCCAUGUGUUGCUUGAAUUUAAGUGGCACACCUCAGUGUCCCGUUUCGCAGGACACGAUUCGACCAAUUCGGCAACACACGGGCGUGUGGGUCAACAUCCCGUACAUUUGCUGCGUGUUUCUUUUGUUGCUGGUGGUGGCAUUUUUUUGGUCGUUUUUAUUUUUUCUCGCUUCAUGUAAUAUUUUUUUUUACCGUAACACGAUAUAUUUAUAAUUUUAAACUCCUUUUCAAGCAGUCUUAAGUUGACCGUAUUAUCCACAGCCGUGUGUGUACUCCUGUAGACCGCCGUUCACUCGCGUAGACGAGAGUGGCCCGUCCGUUCCUCUCGCGAAUGGCUCUCUGACGAUCCUUACAACAGGAAUCAAAUUUGGUCCGUAUCAACACGUGUUUGUUUUUAAUCAAAUGCAUUGUUUGUUUUCUAAUCGACUUAUCAUUUCCUCCUUUUCUCCCAUUUCACUGACAGUGAUCGCAAACAUGUCAUCGGUUCUAGAUUUGAAGUUUUCGUGACUGCAAGGGUCCAUACUCUUUGUUUUUUUCGGUAAAGUCACGUAGGUAAAACAUACAAUGAAAUCACGACGUUUCGGAGGCAACACAGGCUUCCGUCUUCAGGUGACACCGUCACAGCAAAAUUACUGUAUCACUUGAUACGUCGUGAUUUAAUUUAUCUUUUAUUUUAUUUUUUACCUACGUGACUUUACCGAAACAUGUUAUAGUUUUUUUUUUGCUCCCCCCCCCCCUCCUCUCAAUGGGAAUGUGUGUGGCUUUGGUGCGUCCCGAGAUGCGUACACAAGGCGCUUUUUGUUGCUAAUUGCGCGCCCUCGAAGGCUCGCCGUCGGAGCGUUUUUUUCCCCCAUAUGCCGUGUUCUCCUUUGCUAUAGGUGAUAUAAUUUCGUGGAAGGUACAUAUUAUACGUUAGAGCGGCCUGCUUACAUAUCGGUGGGAGAUGCGGUGGUGUGUGUACGAUGCUCACCGUAUAUAUACACACACACACACGCGCUGCGGAAAAUACAAACAAAUAUAUGUAAUACAGAAAAUAGGGAACACGCAUUUACUGCAGGGCUAUUCAAAAUAUGCAACGGGGCGUUGUACAGUUAUAUAAUGACCUCCUUGGGUGAUGGGGUGGUAUUUAACAAAAAAAACACACGAUAAAUAACACAAAAAAAAACAUUAAAAGAAACUGCCGAGAGAGAGAGAGUUGGACCUGGCGCUUGUUUCGUGAAUACGGCGCGCGCGCGUUUCUUUCCGUGAAAGGAGCUGCAUCUGUGCGGUGGUUUCGGUGGAGAACGAGAGCAGAGUUCCCCGCUUGACGGUCCCGCGACGACGACGCGACACGCGAGGCUCCUGUGUAGUCUGUCCGCCGUGCCGACGCCUCCGGGUACCUGAAGUGUGUGUGUGUGCGCGCUACCGACUUGUAAUAACGUUGUACAUUCACAGCAAUAAAAAAAACACACGUC